This is a messenger RNA of Musca domestica (house fly), 2666 nucleotides long. Its product is annotated as peptide transporter family 1-like. Gene Ontology annotation, molecular function: dipeptide transmembrane transporter activity. Gene Ontology annotation, biological process: oligopeptide transport; transmembrane transport. Lineage: Eukaryota; Metazoa; Arthropoda; Insecta; Diptera; Muscidae. The transcript has 7 exons. The record is from RefSeq and is a predicted model, not a curated record. The coding region runs from base 262 to 2532 and encodes 756 amino acids. Gene Ontology annotation, cellular component: membrane.
AGUUCAGUUAGUCUGCUAAUUGCCGUUAACAGACGAGGACGCGUUUAACUGGAACGUAACCCUGUUCUAACGGCUACACAAAAAAAAAAGAAAAACACAUCCUCAAAGUUCUGUUCGAAGACUUCAACAUAAUUUCUUGUUGUUGUUGUUGGUAAUCGUUAAUAAAUUUAUACGCGAAUGUGGAUAACAAGCGCGCAAGGAUAAUAGACAAAAGUUCCAAAAAAAAAAAACUUUGUUCUACCCUGAAAGGCUGAUUACAAGAUGACGGAUGAAAACGGAACCAAGCCUGAAAAUGGCAAUGUUCCGGAGAGUACUACAAGCGAAACUCCAGUAGAACCUGCAAAAACCGAUGCCAUCGAACUGACUCCCGCAUCAUUGGUGGAACCUAAAAAGGUUGAGGAACCCGAAAACAAUGGCGCAAUCGAAGCUACAAAUGUUGCCGAAGCUGAAGGCCAGGUCAAGAAAUUGCCCUAUCCCAAAUCGGUAUUCUUCAUUAUCAGUAACGAAUUCUGUGAACGUUUCAACUACUAUGGCAUGAGAACAAUUUUGGUUUUAUAUUUGAGUCGCCAGUUGAACUAUAGCGAUGACACGGCCACGGUUAUUUUCCACAUCUUCACCAUGUUUGUCUAUUUCUUGUGUAUAUUGGGCGCCAUCAUAUCGGACAGUUGGUUGGGCAAAUUCAAAACGAUUCUAUAUCUCUCCUUGGUCUAUGUAUGCGGUUCUGUUUUGGUUACAUUGGGCGCCAUGCCACCAUUGAAUUUGCCGGCAACAACAUUUACCAUGAUAGGUCUGGCAUUGAUAGCACUGGGUUCGGGUGGUAUAAAACCGUGUGUCUCGGCGUUUGGUGGUGAUCAAUUUAAGAUGCCCGAACAAUUGAAACAGAUGACCACAUUCUUCUCGUUGUUCUAUUUCUCAAUCAAUGCUGGUUCAUUGAUUUCGACAACGGUUACACCGAUUUUGAGAGAAGAUGUCCAUUGUUUUGGUGAAAAGGAAUGUUAUUCGUUGGCCUUUGGUGUUCCAGCUGUUUUGAUGGCAGUUUCGAUUGUUAUCUUCAUCUUGGGUCGCCCCUUGUACAAGAGCAAACCCCCAGCAGGCAAUAUGGUUGUCUUGGUCAGCAAGACCAUUGGUAAUGCCAUUUCCACCAAAUGGAAGGAGAAGAAAACCAAUCCCCGUGAACAUUGGUUGGACUAUGCCGACAAGAAAUACGAUCGCCAAUUGAUUGAAGAUGUUAAGGUGUUGAUGCGUGUCUUGGUUUUGUAUUUGCCCCUGCCGAUUUUCUGGGCCUUGUUCGAUCAACAGGGAUCCCGUUGGACAUUCCAAGCCACGCGUAUGGAUGGUGAUAUGGGCUCAUGGGACAUUAAACCCGAUCAAUUGCAAGUGUUGAAUCCUUUGUUGAUUUUGGUAUUUAUCCCACUGUACGAUGUUGCCUUCUAUCCUGCCUUGAGCCUGAUUGGCAUUCGUCGUCCAUUGCAAAAAUUGACUUUGGGUGGUAUUUUGGCUGGUGUUGCUUUCAUCAUUUCCGGUGUUGUUGAACUUAAUUUGGAGAAAACCUAUCCCACCCUUCCCACCGAUCACAUAUCCCAAUUGCGUAUAUUUAAUGGUGAAAAUUGCGCAUACACGAUCAAUACCAACAUUCCCGGACAUCCAACGAUAAACAUUGAUCGCCAUGGUUACUAUGUCAACAAAGAUGUACCAGUCUCGGGCAACUUUUUCGAUCUGAUGUAUUCUUUCACAGCGGUUGAAGGUGACAACUGUUAUGGCUUCGAAGCGGGUAGCUAUAGACUGCCAGUGAAGGAAGCUCACACUCUAUUCAUGAAUACGAAAAAUACCAGCUACCCCCUAAUUUGGUACGAGGACUAUGUUAAUAAACCAUCGCGAGGCAGUCCAUUGGGCAGAACACUGACCAAUGUGGAAACGGGACGUAAAAUUGAGUGGCGUAAAACCAAGAAGAAUUCUCUGGAACACGAAGAACCAGCCUAUUUAAAUAAUCUAACCGAAUUCUCGGCGGGAGACUACAAAAUCCUUGUCGAUGGCGAUGAGGUGUUGCAAACCACUUUGAAUACAGGUGGUGUUUAUACCGUACUGAUUCAUGAACUGGACAAUGGUGGUUACUAUGCCCAGGAGGUUGUCAUUACCGACCCCAAUUCCAUGAGCAUUCUAUGGCUGAUUCCACAAUAUGUGGUCAUGACCCUGGGCGAAGUUAUGUUCUCGGUAACGGGUUUGGAAUUCUCCUACUCACAGGCUCCGGUGGCCAUGAAAUCUGUACUGCAAGCCUGUUGGCUUCUGACGGUGGCAUUUGGCAAUGUUGUGGUCGUCAUUAUUGCCGAACUGGCCCUCUUCGAUUCUCAGGCCAGUGAGUUCUUCCUAUUUGCCGGCCUUAUGUUUGCCGAUAUGUUGCUGUUCAUGUACAUGGCCUAUCGCUACAAACCCAAUAAUCCAAAUGCCGUGGCGGAAACUGAACCCUUGACGGCAGGCGAAGAGAAAUCCGCAUUGCCAUUGGAGGGUGCAGACAACAAAGCUUUCGAGAACUAAGAAUGAAGAAUGAGAGAGCACUACACCUAAGACACUCUUUUUUUAAUGUUAAAAACAAUUAGAAUAAAUUAAUGCAAUUUUUUGUACUCUUUAAAAAAAUAAAUAGAACAAAAAUAUUUAUUUAGAAAAACAAA